AUGCUGGAGUUCGAGGUUGAAUCUGUUAGGAGGAGCCGAAGGGUGUUUAUAUCGGGAGAUGAUAGGGAUGAUCGAGGCUGGACCUUGCUCCACAUCCAUGCUAGGAAAGGUGACCUCAGAGGGGUGAGACGGCUUCUUGAUGAAGGAAUGGAUGCUAAUGUGGCUGCCUUGGGCCCGAAGUCCCACGGACCUAAGGUUGGCAAGGGAAUAGGGCAAGAUGAAAAGAAGGUUGAAGAUGAGAAGAAAGGCCGGUUUUUCUCCCAGUCCCACGCGUGCCUGCUGCGUAUCACGUAUCUGGUUCUGGAGACGCCGCCGCCGGCACCACCAAGAACACCAGAAGGCGAGGCGAUCGAUAGACGACACACGCUGAAGCCUGAACCUGAGGCCUAA
Messenger RNA from Striga hermonthica, 390 nucleotides. Lineage: Eukaryota; Viridiplantae; Streptophyta; Magnoliopsida; Lamiales; Orobanchaceae. The record is from the annotation of a GenBank genome assembly.